Messenger RNA from Dromiciops gliroides (monito del monte), 3380 nucleotides. It is a transcript of the gene P3H2, whose product is annotated as prolyl 3-hydroxylase 2. The transcript has 16 exons. NCBI's taxonomy places the organism in Eukaryota, Metazoa, Chordata, Mammalia, Microbiotheria, Microbiotheriidae. Gene Ontology annotation, cellular component: endoplasmic reticulum. Bases 286 to 2436 code for a protein of 716 amino acids. The record is from RefSeq and is a predicted model, not a curated record. Gene Ontology annotation, biological process: collagen metabolic process. Gene Ontology annotation, molecular function: procollagen-proline 3-dioxygenase activity; protein binding; iron ion binding.
GAAUCAACGAGGAGCUGAGCUGAGCUGAGUUCCUGAGCCGAUCCCUGCCUAUCUAAAUUGGGCGUCCCAGCCCAGCGGCAGCAGGGGAGGCGGCCGCUCGCAGGCAGCCCACGUGGGGCUCCCUCCAUCAGUCAGUCGGUCCGUCAGUCCAGAGGGAACCAGGGAGGCACCAGCACCGGCAGGCUUGGCCCGGAGCGGAGCGCGUGUGCAGGGGUAGCGCCAAGCCCGGAGCGGAGCCCUUCCAGGGAGGGUGUCCGGGAGCCCCCGGGUCUCCAGGGUCGGAGGAUGCGGGGCCGAGGGGGCUGCGGCUGGGGUAGCUGCGGGAGCCUCUGGGCGCUGCUGCUGCGGCCAACGCUGCUGCUGCUGCCCAUGCUGCUGCUGCCCAUGCUGCUGCCGCCUGCGGGGCACUCAGCGCGUGCGGCACGGGGCCACGAGCUCAGCCAGGGACCCCCGCAGCCCUUCGAGGUGCUGUACGACCGCGGCGUCGAGGCGUUUUCGGCCGGGGACUUUGAGGCUGCCGUGCGCUACCUGGAGCAGGCGCUGAGCAGCCGCCGGCGGCUGCGUGAGGGGCGGCUGCGCUGCCGCCUGGAGUGCGGGGCCCAGGCGCCCCUGGGGACAGCGCGUGGGGGCGGCCCCGCCUGGGAGCUGCGCUUCCUGCGCGCCCUGCUGGAGCGGGCUCGCUGCGUGCGCCGCUGCGAGAGGGGAGACGAGGACACCGCCAGCGCCAGUGCCCCGGUCCUGAGCCGCAGCCCCGCAGACGUGCGCCUGGACUUCCAGAAGAGGAUGCCCUACAGCUACCUGCAGCAGGCCUACAGCCAGAUGAACCAGAUGGACAAGGCUGCAGAAGCUGCCUAUACCUUCCUAAUGGCUAACCCUGAGCACAUGGCAGUGCCUUCUCAUGAUGAGAACAUUGAAGCGGUGGCAGGAGCCAAGCUGGUGGAUCGAGAAGCCCAACCCCAUCUGGAACACUACCGAGAAGCGGUAGAAUAUUAUGAAGCUGAUGACUUCCAGUUGGCCAUUGAGUCCUUUGAACAAGCUUUGAAGGACUAUUUCACGGCCGAUAGGGAAUGUCGGGUUCUGUGUGAGUGGUCCUGGGGCUACGGUGAUCAGGAACAUCUAGUGAAAACUGAUGGCUUCUAUGAAAUAAUCGCAGGUCUCUACUCCCGGCGGCUGAUCUGUGAGCAUGACUGUGUGCGGGAGCUUGCUACCUGGCCAGGCCAGCUCUCUCCCAUUGAGAACUUCCUCCCCCUUCACUAUGACUACCUACAGUUCUCCUAUUAUCAAGUUGGCAACUAUGUGAAAGCCCUCGAGUGUGCCAGGUCCUACCUCCUCUUCCACCCGGAUGAUGAGGAUGUGCAGGAUAAUGUGAGGUACUAUGAGAGCGUAUUAGAAGAAAGCAUGGACCCCCAGAUCAUCAAAGCUAGGGAGGAUGCCACGAUAUUUAUGAAACGGCAUAAGCUUGAAGCUGAGCUUAUCAUAUCCGCUGUGGUCAACCUGGGCAUUCCCUACACUGAACAGAAUUACUGGACCCAUGAUGGAGGACGACAGGAAGACGCUCCGGUCCUUUCAGAGACGGGCGACAGGAUGGCCGAGGCUCCCGAGAAGUCUGGGGGAAAGCAGCCCCUGCCCAGGCUGGACCGGGAAGCUCAGGAGGGGGGGCCGCUGCUCUACAGCCACAUCAAGUUUGUCUAUAACUCGGAGCAGCUGAACGGGACGCAGCGAAUGCUGCUUGAUAACGUCUUAUCCGAGGAGGAAUGCCAGGAGCUGCAGAGCAUGGCCGGGAGAAUAAUGCUCGCCGGGAGUGGGUACAAAGGGGAAGUUUCGCCCCUCACUCCCAAUGAGAAGUUUGAAGGUGCCACCAUCCUCAGAGCCCUCAAGUUUGGCUACGAAGGCCGAGUACCCCUGAAGAGCGCACGGCUCUUCUACGACAUCAGUGAGAAGGCCCGCAAGAUUGUCCAGUCCUACUUCAGGCUCAACUCCACCCUCUACUUCUCCUUUACUCACCUGGUUUGCCGAACGCCUCUUUCAGAUCAGCCACAAAACAGGGAUGACCUCAGCCACCCCAUCCAUGCCGACAACUGCUUCUUGGACUCGGACACCAAUGAAUGUUGGAAGGAGUUUCCUUUGGCGGCUAGGGAUUACAGUGCCAUCCUCUAUAUGAAUGAAGACUUUGAGGGCGGAGAGUUCAUCUUCACGGGAAUAGAUUCCAAGACUGUGACGGCCUCCAUCAAACCAAAGUGUGGGCGUAUGGUCAGCUUUUCCUCAGGCAGAGAGAACCCUCACGGGGUGAAGGCCGUGACCAAGGGGCAGAGGUGCGCCGUGGCGCUUUGGUUCACUUUGGACCCCUUGUACAGGGAGUUGGAACGACUUCAGGCAGAUGAAAUGAUCAGACAGUGGAACCAUGAACAGAGCAUCAACCCCAAAGAUGAACUUUAAAAGUGGUCAAGAGUGUUUUAUCAAAUAUUUAUUUAAUAAUCUUAUUAGAACCUUUUAUUUUUCUACAGAGUCUUGGUAUAAAUUAAUGGGUUAAUAUGAGUCUCCAAAGCCUUCCUUUGGUUGCUGGGGCUCCUUUGUCCACAAUCCUUCAAUCAACUUCAUCAGUCUGUCUUUCAAGAGAAUCAAUCAAUCAGUCAAUCAACAAGCAUGUAUUAAGUGCUUUCCUAAGUGCCGGGGAUACAGAGACAAGAGCCAGGCAGCCCCUGCUCUCUCAGAGCUGACCUUUCAAUCCAACCUGCAUUCAUUUUUAUUAAGGGCCUCCCAGGUGCUCAGCACUGGCUACCAUGCCUAGGAGCACAAAGAUAAACAACCCAAGUCCCUACCCUCCAGAUGUGCAAAAGGAAAAACUAAACCCCUCCCACCCAUUGGCGAAGGAUCUCCAAGCCCAAAUAGAGAGGGUCUCUCCUUUCUGUUCUUGGCAGAAUUCCAAGGUUUGAGGUGCUUUUGUGUAGGGCAUCUCAUAAGAAUUCUGGGCCAUAGGUCUGCUUAUUGCCAGCACUUUACAGAUGAGGAAAGAGGCUGAGAGGGUUAAGGGACUUGCCCAGGUUCAUACAUGUAGCCAAGAUUCGAAUGCAGGUCUUGGUCCCACACUCUAGCCACUGUGCUAGCCAAUGCCAUUAGUGAAAGAAGCCACCAAACCCUUCCAGGCUGAGGCAGGGGAGGUUUCCAAUCUUCUGAGAGCCCAGACUGAGGGAGUAAUUCACCCCACAGCACCCAGCACCUGCCCCAGAACAUGCAUGGCACAGCCUGGUUUCUUCUCCUGUGUAUCCACGGGGCCCUGAUCACUUGAAGGCAAUUUCCUUGAUCAUUUCCACCAGCUUUGGGGGGCACCUCGUCUCUGGUACUGUACAACACGAUCAUGUUUUCAUCUGCAUCUGUCAAUA